Molecule: messenger RNA, 1167 nt
Organism: Penicillium griseofulvum
Lineage: Eukaryota; Fungi; Ascomycota; Eurotiomycetes; Eurotiales; Aspergillaceae
Product: Taurine catabolism dioxygenase TauD/TfdA
Exons: 1
Coding region: 1-1167 (388 amino acids)
Molecular function (GO): oxidoreductase activity
Source: RefSeq, a predicted model, not a curated record
AUGGCGACAAUUACCGAAGAGCUGCAACUCGCCCAGCUUCAGUUAGAAGGCUCUAUUGUCACAUUUGAAUCCUUUGAACUACCAACUUCCAACCAACGUAUUCUUGGGCCUCCACAUCCCAAGAAUACAGUUAUCCCUCUCACGUUGCGACCCACCAAGGCCGACGCCAAGGCAACCCUCGACGAUGUGGUAGAGACGAUUAAGUCUCUCCAAGAAAAAGACGGCAUUUUGACCAAGAAGCUCGCAAGACAUGGCACACUACUAUUUCGCAAUUUACCCAUCCACAACGCGGAAGACUUCAGCAAAUUCGCACAUGCUUUCGGCUAUAAACCCCACGAGAUUAUUGGCAUCGUAGUCGACAGACCACUUCUCGCGCCAAAUGUCGCGCCCGCCAAUGAAGCCCCCAAGGAGGUAUUGAUAUACAGCCACAAUGAGUCGCCGCAAGUACCACAUGCGCCCGAGUAUAUCUUUUUCUACGGACAUCAUGCACCAUCUAAGGGUGGGGAAUCGCCCAUCUCUUCUUCAUUGGAAUUGUUUAACCGUGCACAGCAAGAGAUCCCAGAAUUCAUCGCUGAGCUAGCGGAGAAAGGAGUGCUGAGUAAAGUGACAUAUCGAGUGGAGAAGCAGUAUGAAGGGGGAUCCACACUGAAGCAGGCUUUUGGCAAGGAAAUCCAAGAUGGCGACGAGGAAGAGACAAAACGCCGCAAGGUCGAGGCUCAGAUUGCCCGCUAUGGUAGAGGGGAGCAUACGACAUGGGAGUGGACUGGCGAUGGACUUGUUUUGACGCACCGGCUACCUGUCAUUCGAACGCAGCCCGGUACAAACCUGCCGACUCUUUUCACUGGGUUGGCGGCAUAUUGGAAACGUACACAGUUUGAUAACGAGGCGCGCAAGAAGGUCACUCAACAGCUCUUUGGGGAUGGGACGCCUAUUCCCGACAAGUAUCUUGCACACCUAGCGAAGAUCACGGAUGAGAUUCGGGUUCUGCAUCGUUGGCAGGAAGGUGAUGUGUUGGUUUAUGAUAACAUCAUUGCUCAACAUGGCAGAGAGCCAUGGCAAGGCGAGCAAUCUGAUCGAGUGAUUAUGGCAAGUCUAUUCGAUGGUGAAAGCGUGCCAGGCGCUUAUGGAUUUGGUGACUGGGCGCAGGUUGUGCAAGCACUGGAUUGA